Xenia sp. Carnegie-2017 is the source of this 1076-nucleotide messenger RNA. RefSeq lists its product as uncharacterized. The transcript has 4 exons. The record is from RefSeq and is a predicted model, not a curated record. Bases 88 to 762 code for a protein of 224 amino acids. NCBI's taxonomy places the organism in Eukaryota, Metazoa, Cnidaria, Anthozoa, Malacalcyonacea, Xeniidae.
UGUGUGUAAACGUACCUUUAACCUCACCCCGUUUUAUCGAUAUAAAGUUUUAUUGCUAUCUCAAAAUAAUCAAAGAAUUUAUGAAACAUGUUCUGCUUUACUCAACAGCACAGAAAGUUCUGUUCACGUUUUUCUUUCAGAUUUUUAAUGUUACGCAAAAAACCAACUCGACGAAAAGCGGGAUGCGCAAUGAUCAUUUUGCUUUCCUUGUUCAUCUGUCUCCUUCCCAAAAUUGUUCCUUCGAUUGAUGAAAAAUCAGACAGUUCUAGUAACGGAGCUAGUGGAAUUGCUGGAGUUUUGUGGCCUUUAUGUUUGAUGAUAGAGAGUGUGCCGUUUGCGUCAUUUAAUGUUUACACAGAGAAAAUUUUGAAAAAUAACGAACAGUCGAGCAAAGAUCAAGUUGGAAUAUUAUGCUACAUGUUCUGGUUAAAUGUUUACCAAAUGUUAUUAGUCUUCUGCUUUUUCUGGGUUGAUAUCGUUCCUGGUUUUGGCUACACACACAAUAUUGAACAAUUUCUGGAAAAUUUUACAUUUGGAUUUCGAUGUUUCUUUGGUGGAGCAGGAUGUGAUGAAACUUCUGGAUUGCGUGGCACAAUGUACAUUUUGAUGAGUUUGUUGACUUUCGUGGCUGGUGCAGGCUUAAUUAAAUAUUCGGAAGGCGCAACUUUGGCUGCUAUUAUAUCAGUGCGUAUUAUUUUGGCUUUUUAUUUUGGACAAUAUUUCGUGAAUCCCCAUUUGGUAUUCAUCCUCGUGUCACCAUAACAACGUGGUUUAGUAUAGCUGGUCUGGUAAUUAUGGUUCCCGCGAUAUUUUUGUACAACAGCGGAGCCGAAAACGUUGCGAUGGAAAAAAUCAUCAAUGCAGACGAAGAAACUGAACUUCUUUCCAACACCAGUACGGUCAGGACUUAAUAAGAAGACAACAUGUCUAUAUUAACCGAAUAUCAGAAUAAUUAUUUCAAAGAACAUUCGUUAGUUAAGGGUCUAUGAGUCACAUGCAGUAGAUAGGAUGUAAAACGUGUAUAUAUCAUGAAUAAUAAAUGUGAAGGGUCAAAACAAUUAAAUGCUCAAAAACAA